AUGGAUAAACACAAUUCUCAAUGGGUGUCGUUCCACAUCCGGGACCACCUCAAGGACGGCGAAGUUACUGUCCAGAACACUGUCAUCGAAGACGGUGAAUUCUGGGACCCCAACGGCCGUCGCAAGUCGCUUACCGAAGAGGAAGUCGACGAGAUCACCAUCCCGGCUGGUGGAAUCGGUGAGAUCAACGCAGCUGGCCGUGGUCGCCGCGGCAGUGAGGGUCGCCUCGAUCUUUUUCAUGACAAUGGCAAAAUCUGCGAGAUCCACUGGGAGAAUCGUGGUGGAGAACACGUCAACCUUGUUGAGACCGUCGACCCCAGUGAUGGGUAUAGAGUCGAGUACGGAGGAUGGAGCUCCGGCGAGGGCCCCCUCGGACACGUCUACAUCGACAUUACGAAGAUAAAGAAAUAA
This is a messenger RNA of Penicillium cosmopolitanum, 411 nucleotides long. RefSeq names its product aegerolysin family protein. Gene Ontology annotation, biological process: symbiont-mediated hemolysis of host erythrocyte. The transcript has 2 exons. Lineage: Eukaryota; Fungi; Ascomycota; Eurotiomycetes; Eurotiales; Aspergillaceae. Bases 1 to 411 code for a protein of 136 amino acids. The record is from RefSeq and is a predicted model, not a curated record.